UUUUUUUUUCUCCAUCCUACGUACUUUACCGGAUCGCAGCCGCUGACUAUUCCUGGGAUCUUCCUAUACCUCUGCCACCAAGAUACAUCCGCUUUACCGUAUAGACAAGCAGAACAUGGCCGCCACUCUCGAAGAAACCAUGGUCAGCUACGAGGAGCUGGCUGACCUCGAGCAGGAGUUUGACGACGUCGAGACCGAAAUCAUUCGCCAGCAGUAUGCCCUCUCCAAGCCGCUGUACGCCAAGCGCGCCGAGCUGGUGUCCAAGAUCCCCAACUUCUGGCCGCUCGUGCUCGAGCAGGCGCCCAUGGACAUCGACGAGUACAUCCAGCCAUCUGACUCGGCGGUGCUCCUUUCGUCGCUCAAGUCGCUCUCGGUCCGCCGCUUUGAACUCGACGAGGACGAGAAGAACGGCGACCCGCGCAGCGUGGCUAUCCGCUUCGAGUUUGCCGAGAACGAGCACUUUGAGGACACCGUGCUGGAGAAGAAGUUUUGGUGGCGCUACAGCAAGGACGGCUUCGCGGGCCUGGUCAGCGAGCCCGUCGAGAUCCGGUGGAAGAAGGGCAAGGACCUGACCGACGGGCUGCUCGGCCUCGUCAAGGCCGUCUAUGACGAGCAGAUGGCCAAGCCUAAGCAGGAGGCCAAGGACGAGAGGAGCAAAAAGGUCGAGCUGACCGAGAAGCAGAAGGCUCUCAAGGAGAAAAUGGAAAAUACUGGCAUGGGCGGCGUCAGCUUCUUUGCGUGGUUUGGCUACAUUGGCGAGUACGUCACUGCCGAGGAGAGCAAGGCGGCGGUUGAGGAAGAGAGGGAGGAGCGGAGGAAGCGGAAGGCUGGCGAGGAGGUGGCCAAGAAGAAGGAUGAGGACGAGGACGAGGAGAUGGAGGACGACAAGGAGGAGGAUGAUGAUGAUGAGGACGACGACUUGGAGAUCUUCCCUACCGGUGACCAGCUCGCCAUGGCCAUUGCCGACGACCUGUGGCCCGCGGCGCUGAAGUACUUUAUCCAAGCUCAGGAAGAUGAUUUGAGCGAGGGUUCUCACGACUGGGAAGAUGAUGAGGAGGACGACGAGGAGGAGGAGGAGGGUACCGAGCGGCCCCAGAAGAAGCAGAAGGCCUGCGAGCAUGGUUGCAAGCACUGAGUUGGCCUUGUCCAGUCUUGUCACGAUCAGGUCUGCGAUACCCCAUAAAUCCUUAUGAUUUGGGCAUUAAGUUGCUAUAAUGACGGAUAGAUAAAAGGAGCUUUUCUUGCUGGAUAGAAACGAGCUUUCCUCAUCAUAAAACUGCUCUGCGUCCC
Molecule: messenger RNA, 1290 nt
Organism: Parathielavia appendiculata
Lineage: Eukaryota; Fungi; Ascomycota; Sordariomycetes; Sordariales; Chaetomiaceae
Exons: 3
Coding region: 116-1135 (339 amino acids)
Biological process (GO): nucleosome assembly
Cellular component (GO): nucleus; chromatin
Molecular function (GO): histone binding; chromatin binding
Source: RefSeq, a predicted model, not a curated record